This is a messenger RNA of Closterium sp. Yama58-4, 1680 nucleotides long. Lineage: Eukaryota; Viridiplantae; Streptophyta; Zygnematophyceae; Desmidiales; Closteriaceae. The record is from the annotation of a GenBank genome assembly.
AUGAUUCACGAAGCUGUGGUCACUUUUGAGCUGCAGACCCUGCGGGCAGAGCUCUAUUUGAACGCGUGUGACGACCCGCACAGCUACGACAACUCGCUCUCAUCGGGCCGAUCGGGCUUUGCAGUGCUGAGCUCCCAGUGGACCCCCGGCGUGACGGACAUCCUCUUCCCCGACCCCCUCGACCUUGCCUACCAGCCCUCCUACUCGCCCCACGUGGGGCAAGUAGGAGAGGCACGGCAGGAGAGGCAGGGGCUGGAGGCACUGCCGAUAUGGCAGCGGCGCCAGAGCAGAGCGGUUUGGCGUGGCAGAGCCUUGGAGCUGGUUUUAAAAGAGGCCAACUGGGCGAGCAGCCUGCGAGUGCGCCUGCACCGCAUGUCUGAUGCCCGCCCUGACCUGCUGGACGCACGGCUCACCAUGUGGGGCGAGAAGGAUGGCGUUGACGCCAAGAAGCUGCUGCUCAGGCACGGUGUGGUGCUGGCAGAGGAGCUUGAUGACGUGGCAGAGAGGAGGAGGUACAAGUACGUGCUGGUGGUGGACGAGCAGAUCGGCACGCGUGACAUGUGUCGCGCUCUCAGUGGCCCACAAGCCGUCAUCCGCCACGCGUCAGGCUACACGGAGUUCUUCGACCCGCUGCUGCUGCCGGGUGUGCACUAUGCGCCCGUGGGGCACAGUUUCCGGGACCUGUUCAGUGUGAUAGAGUGGAUGCAGCGCAACGACGCUGCCGUCCGCACCAUGGUGCGCAACGCCAACGAGCUCGCAGCGCUCGUCUGCACAUGGCACUCGCGCGUGCACUUCUGGGCGGUACUCCUCGCCAAGUACUCCUCCCGCGCCCUCGAGAGCCCCGCGGCUGUGGUCGCCCCCACGCCGUGCCGCGGCGGCCACGCCAGGCCUCGUGCCAAGCCUUCCCUUCAGCUUCGGGAUUUCUUGCAAGAGCUCGCCGAGGCCUCGCCGCUGUCGAUUCGGCAAGGAUCCUGCGAUGCGGAGGAGGGCGAAUGUGAAGCUCUGGUACCGCCUGAGACGCAGCUAUUCGAUGAGUCUCGCCGAGGAAAUGACAUUCCUGCCGUCAGUGAGUCAUGUCAAGAGAAGAGUACCAAAAAACUUGCAGCCGGUGAUGAGAUGGUCACGUGUUUACAGACGACAUGCGAUUCUAUUGAGUCAACGGCCAACGGGGAUGUACGGGAGUGUGACAGCAAAAGCUCGUGCGACAGCGAAGACUUGUCAAGCGACGACGAAUCGUCAAGCAGUGACGACUCGUGCAGUGGAUUUUCGUCGUUCGGGAGCGAAGAUUCGUUCGAAACUUCCACUUCUUCCAUCGAAGACAGCCCAAGAGCCGCUGGCCAAUCAUCGCCGAGCGGCGCGCUGGCUCAACCAGACAAAGUUGACUCAUUCAAAUCCGCGUUGACUCUAGAUGACGACGUUCCCUUCAACGCCACGUGGCCUUUCGGUCCGCAUAGGUUCCCGCCAGUGUCGCCGGCACGUGCGAGAGAGUCGCCCGGCAAGUCGCCCAACAGCAAGGGGCAGCGGGUUCGGUGGUGCGACGAGGAGGACGGCGGGUCGCUCGUCGAUGUUCGCGAAUUUGAGCGAAGCGACGUGGAGUGGGAGGAUAUUCGCCUGCCGCCCAGGCGACGCAGAUACGACGCGUCCGACGAGGAUGACGUGUGCGGGUGCGCGGUGCAGUGA